Molecule: messenger RNA, 617 nt
Organism: Bactrocera tryoni
Lineage: Eukaryota; Metazoa; Arthropoda; Insecta; Diptera; Tephritidae
Product: protein C19orf12 homolog
Exons: 3
Coding region: 1-423 (140 amino acids)
Source: RefSeq, a predicted model, not a curated record
AUGCCUGUUAAUACACGAGAAUUGAUGGAAGCAAUUGCCAUUAUUGCAAAUGAACGUAAUGUGCAAGUGACAAUGAAACAAUCAGCCAAAGGAGCAAUGGUUUGUGCAGCAACUGCUUUUAUAGGAGGAAUUCUGCUUGGACCUGUAGGACUGGCUGCUGGUGGCACAGCGGGCGGAUUGAUGGCUUAUAAAAUGACUGGCGGCACAUUCCGACCCUUGGCUGAUGUGUUACUAAACGAUUUAAAUGAUGCUCAACAGGAGAGAUUAGUGCGACAUGUCAAUAAUGCAGUGGCAGAGUUCGCAAUCUCAGACUUGGCAAUGCUGCUGCCUUUGUUAAUGAACAAUGCAGGUAUUCAGCAGGCAGUUCUAAAUACAGCCAUCAGUUUCGUAACGAAUGAGUUGAAGUGUCAGGUCAUCGAAUGACCUGUGGGCAUUUUAUGGAUUGCCAGGGAUCAUAUUACAUUAUUAAGCACAAUAUUUCUUAAAAGUACUUUGUAUUUAAUAUUGCUUGCGUUUUAUUGCUGUAUUCUAUUUAUAGUCUUCCUUUAUGUCAACAUAUAUUUAAGAUAAAUAAAGGUGUAAAACUAUGGCCAUUAGUGAUAAUAAAUAUGUAUGAA